Molecule: messenger RNA, 1215 nt
Organism: Misgurnus anguillicaudatus (oriental weatherfish)
Lineage: Eukaryota; Metazoa; Chordata; Actinopteri; Cypriniformes; Cobitidae
Gene: tmem177
Product: transmembrane protein 177
Cellular component (GO): membrane
Source: RefSeq, a predicted model, not a curated record
AUGGUCGUAACGUGUUCUUACUUUACGGCAGAUGUCUUACCAUAACAGUCAGCGUGCUGUCCUUGUGAGAAUGAACCUAUAAUAGCAAGUAAGAAAAUACAUUCUAUCUCUGUGCCGAAUAAAAGAGAAAAAAAUGGCUUCACGUUUUCUGAGAUUCUCCGUGCUGAUUCAGAAGUAUCGGACACCUCUGCUCCUUGUUGGAUGUGGUGGCGUCUUUUCUGCCAACAUUUUCUAUCACGUCUUCCCAGAUCACACAUACAGAAAAGUGUACCAGGCCUGGCACAAAGGAGAACCAGUCACCCUUUCUGAGAAGCUCAAUAAUGUCUUUCAAGAGGUACUGAAAGAUUAUGCUGUCGGCUGCACUGAUAACUUCCAUGCUUUUGCUGCUUUUGGAUUUCAUCCGGUAGGAGCAGGUGUGCCAUGGCUUCCCUUUGGAGCACAGAUUGGUAUUCCAGCCAACUUCAACAGCACCACUGAUGAUCCGUCAGGCAUCACCAACCGCACUAUUCUAAUCAAUGGACAAGAGGUGGAAUGGGACAGUGAUCAGGGUGCUGCUCUCAAAAAUUCAUUGGUGUUCUCUCCAGAGGCGCAGAAAUUUGCUAUAGCGCGAGAAGUAGCCCGGUUGGCGGCCGGUGGUCCAGUGUUACAUGCAGCAGUUGCUCCGGCAUGUCUUGCAGGGGCUUGUGUAUAUAGCGUGGCCCUUAAACAGAUCUUUGGUCUCCAUGCUGGAUCCAUCAUCUCCCGAGCUUGUGUUAAUGUAGUUGCUCUGGGUUUGGGAGUCGUCUCGUAUAUCUUGACCUCUGAUGCUCUUAGUCAGUGGAUGGACUACAGCUCGGACCGCCGUGCGGCGAGCCUGUCGAGCAAUUAUGCAAAAGGUGGCGUAGAGUUUUAUGAUAAAAUCUUGACAAGGAACAAAACCCUUCGCACUCUGAUGGGACCUAAAGGCCAAGAGUUGUACGCCCCCAGUGGAAAUUUGUUUCCUGGUCACCUGCUGAAACUCAGGCACGCCCCAUACACAUCUCGACGAGAUGGGAUUUUAAAUCUUUUAAAAAAUGAGAAACUGUAAAUAGAUUUUAGUUUUAAAAACAUACAUGUGAGAGAAUGGCUUUUGGUGCCUACCAUGUGAAAAUUUUGUCUGGUGAAAAUUUUGUCUGGUGGAACUUUUUAAAUAUUUCUCUGAUAAAAAUAUAAAUCUGAAUAAAUAAUUUAUUAGCU